This is a messenger RNA of Chrysochloris asiatica (Cape golden mole), 867 nucleotides long. It is a transcript of the gene DRGX, whose product is annotated as dorsal root ganglia homeobox. Gene Ontology annotation, biological process: regulation of transcription by RNA polymerase II. Lineage: Eukaryota; Metazoa; Chordata; Mammalia; Afrosoricida; Chrysochloridae. The record is from RefSeq and is a predicted model, not a curated record. Gene Ontology annotation, molecular function: RNA polymerase II transcription regulatory region sequence-specific DNA binding; DNA-binding transcription factor activity, RNA polymerase II-specific. The transcript has 6 exons. Bases 76 to 867 code for a protein of 263 amino acids.
AGGAGCGGCGCUCUCCUGUCCGUCUCAAGAUCACCCUCCGGAGACCCAGCCGUCCAGCCCAUUCGGCCGUCGGCAAUGUUUUAUUUCCACUGUCCGCCACAGCUAGAGGGCACUGCACCCUUCGGCAACCACUCAACAGCAGACUUUGACGAUGGUUUUUUACGAAGAAAACAGCGCCGGAAUCGAACAACAUUCACUCUUCAGCAGCUGGAAGCUCUUGAGGCAGUUUUUGCCCAAACACACUAUCCAGAUGUCUUCACCAGAGAAGAGCUAGCCAUGAAAAUAAACCUCACAGAAGCUAGAGUGCAGGUUUGGUUCCAGAACCGAAGGGCCAAGUGGAGGAAAACGGAGCGAGGGGCCUCAGACCAGGAGCCUGGUGCCAAAGAGCCCAUGGCAGAGGUGACACCUCCACCGGUGAGAAACAUCAAUUCGCCACCCCCUGGGGAUCAGGCCAGGAGCAAGAAGGACCCCUUGGAAGCCCAGCAGAGCCUGGGACGAACAGUGGCUCCCACAGGACCUUUCUUCCCCUCCUGCUUGCCUGGGACCCUCCUGAAUACAGCCACAUAUGCCCAGGCCUUGUCACACGUCGCCUCCCUGAAAGGGAGCCCGCUGUGCUCUUGCUGUGUCCCGGACCCCAUGGGACUGUCCUUUCUCCCCACCUAUGGCUGCCAGAGUAACCGCACAGCCAGCGUGGCUGCGCUGCGGAUGAAGGCCCGGGAGCAUUCUGAAGCCGUCCUGCAGUCAGCCAACCUCUUGCCACCCACCAGCAGCAGCCCCAGCCCCACAGCCAAGCAGGCAGCCCCGGAUGGCAACCAGGACAAGAUCCCUCCUGCCAAGGAACAGAGCGAGGGUGAGAAGAGUGGGUGA